GUCAUCAGUGCGGGCCAUCUGCGCUGAUUGGCUGAGAGCCGUAGCGGGAGCUUAUGGUGAAAUCUGACCGCAGGAAACGACUUUGCUGGAGAAAAAGGUGGGAGGAAAACGGAAGAGAGACUUCCCAUUCAGACCUUAACAGAAUGUGCAUUUUGAGGAAUUUUUGGAGUCUCUUAUGUACAGUGUAUCAGACUCUAUAGACAGUUCCAAACACAGUGUACUGAGUUUGUUUACAGUUUACAGUUCCUGAUGCUUACAGUUUACAGAUCCUGUUUGCAGUUACUGUUCUGUAGAUUUGCUAAGUAUGCCCACAGAAAAGGAAUCUCAGGGUUGUAUGUGGUGACAUAAGAGUGAAGGCUCCUUUGUGUGAGAAUUGGAUCAGUUCACCAGGGGCGUUUCAUCAUGGGAAAAUCUUACAUCAUCGGAGAAUACAGUGAGAAGUAUCUUAAAAAGCUGAAGGCAGAAGAACGAUAUGGGACCACUGGCAUUUUGCUAGGGCAAAUUACAGCAGCAAAAACGUACAUAAUAUUUGCUGCUCGAACCCCACUUAAAGAUCAAGUCGAGCUUCCACCAGAUAAUCCAAAUGAAAUGCAUGCAAGUGACAUAGAGUGGGUAUCUGAGCAUGCUCGUCAGGUUGCCAGGAUGUUACCAGGUGGAAUAUUGGUACUUGGGGUAUUUCUUAUCAGACCACCAAAAAUGUCAAAGGAGACAGCUCAAGAUAUUUUUCAGAAAUUAACAAAUGCUGUUGAGACUGCUGUUGCAAAGGAAAGGCUCUGGAAUUUUUCAGAAGAGGAACCGCCUGAACGAAUUGUUCUCCAAAUUUAUGCUGAUUCGAAAAAAAUGAAGCUACGAACUUACGAUAUAAGCAAUCCACAGACUCCUACUAAAUUGCUGGAUUGUAAAUCUAGCAGCCUCACAUCAGCCUGGCAAAUUGUGGAAUCUACCAUCAACAUCGAUAUUCAUAUUCCAAUAUCCGGAACAGCAGAGAAUCAGUUUGACAAGGGUCCUUCGAAAGGUCUCAAGGCUUGGGCAAAAAACAUGAUGCAGUGCAACUACCUGGUUAAUGGACUUUAUAAAGACCCAGAAAGCGUAAUCAGUGAAGGAUUGAAAAAGAAAACACCUGUGGAAGUUCAGUUCCUGUCAGCUCCUGUUCCUACCUCUCCAGAAGAUACUUCAGCUAUUAUAGAAAGCUGUGGUAGCUCUCUUUCUGUGAAGGGUACUGUGCACUGUAGAGCUUAUCUUCAUGGCAAUAAAACAAAAGUGAAAGAUGCCAUCCAGUCACUGAAAAGAGAUGUACUGAACACUGUGUUUGUUCGCUGUGAAAUGGUAUUUGAGGAUCAAAUUUUAAACAGAAAUACCGAUGCUGGUGAUUCUGCAAACAUCAAAGCUCCACAUAGGGUGUUUGCCUCAGUUCUACCUUCUAGUGUUGCUUUUUGUGAUUAUGGCUUUUCAACUGAGGGAAGUAAGGACCUGGAAGAUCGUUUUAAAGAGUUGUUGGAUUAUGAUCUGCACCCAGCACAACUGGAUAGGACAGAAGAAAUCAUGUUGGAAGAGAUGGGGGUCGAACCUGUCCAAGAUCAAGAUCAAAGAGUUGUCAAAGAAGAAGAGGAAACUGCAGAUGGUGGCUUUAAAUUCAAGGGUAUCGCAGCAGCAGCAGGUGUUGGAGUCCUCGCAGUAGCAGUCUCUGUUUUGUAUUACUUCAUUGCUGAAUCAACUUGAGCUAUGAUUGAUCUCCAUUUUCAAGGAACUUAUAAGAUCCAGUUCCCGAACUUUUUUUGUCUGAAACUGUAUCCUCAGCUCCAUUUGAAUAAACACUUAACAGCAAGAUUUUGUUGCCAUUUGUAGUCUGGUAGUAUC
Messenger RNA from Mobula hypostoma (lesser devil ray), 1857 nucleotides. It is a transcript of the gene odr4, whose product is annotated as odr-4 GPCR localization factor homolog. The transcript is spliced from 18 exons. NCBI's taxonomy places the organism in Eukaryota, Metazoa, Chordata, Chondrichthyes, Myliobatiformes, Myliobatidae. Gene Ontology annotation, cellular component: endomembrane system. The record is from RefSeq and is a predicted model, not a curated record. Bases 403 to 1719 code for a protein of 438 amino acids. Gene Ontology annotation, biological process: intracellular protein localization.